GUGACUCAAAUGUAGGUUUGGGUGGGACUAAAUACUUGAGAAUAACAUACAUGCAACUAAAACGUCAAGGCAACGAUGUCUCAAACCAAUCAAUCAAUACUACGUAGGCAAGUUAAAACAUACGAUGACAAUAGGUUUGAGAUAUUGUCAUUGUGUUCCAAUUACAUACAUAUUUUAUUAUGUUUCGUUUUUUUUAUGAGAUGAUCGGAUGACUAACGUGGUACAGUUUCCAAAACCCAAUUAUAUGAAUAGUUGAAUAUCCAUAUUGCUUUUACCAUUCCAUUUUCCUUCCAUUCAGCUGCAAACCCAAUAUAAAGGUAAAUCUACGAAAAAUCUCCAUUAAGUUUUGCACGUAGAACUUAUAACAAAAUUGAUAACACCCCUUUGGCGUUCUUCCUGCGUUGAAUCACAAUCCAUAUCUGACAUGAAAUUCAGAGUUGGAUCGUUACUGAAGCUCCGCAUCUUCCUACCCACAUCGCCAAAUUUCCAAUCUUUCCCCAAAACUUUGUUACCGGCAACGUGGUUUAUUUUCACACCCGCCACCUAUUCGACAAUUUGCCUGACUGAGGAAGAAAGUGCGGGAGAAGACAUUGGAGACCAACCAAAGAACUCUCUACAAGUUCUGAAGCAAUUGGGCUGUAGUGACACUGAAAUUUCGAUGAUCUCCACGCGGGGGCCUUCUCUACUGAAUGCCAACGCGAACCAGCUUGAGUGCAAACUCAAGCUUCUAACUGGCUUGGGCAUCACGGCGCCUGAGCUCGUGAAGAUUAUCAUUGGCCGUCCCCGGUUGCUCACUUCUCGGGUUAACCAUUGCUUGGAUGAGCGGCUCGAGUUCUUUAUGACAUUGUUUGGAUCCAGGGAAGUGCUUGUCAAAGCCAUUGUGAGGAACCCUUCUCUCCUGACCUAUGACUUUCAGAAGAAAAUCAAGCCCGCCAUUGCGCUGUACCAAGGAGUCGGUCUUAGUAUGCAGGACUUGAUCCAAAUGGUUCUGUUGCGGCCUACGUUGAUCCCAAGAACUUCAUUUGAUGAAGAAAAGAUGGAAUAUAUACGAAAAACCGGGCUUUCAAAUGGUUCCAAGAUGUAUAAGCAUGUUGUCACAAUCAUUGGCGUUUCACGACUUGAAACUAUACGUAAGAAAGUUGCAAAUUUGGAGAAGUUUGGUUUCUCAGAAGAUGAGAUUUUUUCCCUUUUCGCAAAGUUCCCCCUUGUGCUGACACUAUCGGUCGAUAAGGUUCAGAGGAACAUGACUUUCAUUUUAGGACAAAUGAAGCUUCCUGCUACGACGGUUCUUGAGCACCCAUGCUUGGUGUUCAUGAAUUUGGAGGAUGUGUUGAAGCCACGAGUACUUCUUGCGCGGAAGGUGCGGGAGAUGGGUCUUGAUAAAAAGAUUGAAGGUCCUAUGAUGAUGAGGGCAAUGAGAAUGACGGAGAAGCGGUUUUUGAAGGCAUUUGUUCGUUGUCACCCAAAGGAUGUUGCUGAUGAACUGAUGGAGUACUACAAAAAUGUGAAGGGUGUUAAGCGGUUGGCUGAAGCCUCAAGGACGUUACAUCAAGGAUUUCCUUUCUGAAUGUUUUUGGCUCAGGGUCAUUUGUUGCCGUUUACAUUCUUGGGACUGGUAGUGAACUUGACUGCCGCAGUGAAGAGUAACAGUAAUGAACUCGAUAACAAAGAAGGGUAGUUCUUGGUUAUACGGUCGAGAAGGUUGGUUCAACGCACCCAAUGUGUUUAGGAAGCAUUAGUUGCUCAAACUAACAAACACAGUAGAGGCUCCAAGAGGGGAUGGUCUAAGCAAAAAGCACAAGGCGUUUUGCUAUCCAUGUUACUCACCAAAGCGUGGCAGGUAAGGAGAUAAUGCAGCUUUCUUCGUUGUUGCAUAUAAGCGUGACUAGUCUUGUAGCAUCGUUGCUUUUUCGAUCUUCAUUUCUUUUCCGUGGCGAGAAGACGAGACGGGAAGGAGACUUUGAUCAUUUAGAUUUUGAAUCGUACUGUAAAUAUUGAUGAACCUGUUGUACAACUUUGUGCUAGGAUGCAUGAAAUUCAUCCUUAGCAUUGCUUUUGAUGGUGUAGUUAUAUCAUACUUCUUCCCACGAAUUACCGAAGGUCGUAUUCACUACAUAUAGUUUGAGGCAAUUUCAGGGUAUUUGAGUACUGUGGACAACAUCAAGAAAGGUUUCCUUUCAUCUAAUCUUAAUAGAAUGUGAAGAUAAAUUAUCUCAAUCUCUUGAUCGUGGAAAUUCCUUCGCCGUCCGUGGAGGGAGGGACGGUAUUGAAUUUUGCAUCAUAUGGUAAAAUGAAACCCGCACACCACUUCAGCUAGUUGCGUCAUAUGGUAUUAAAUUAUAUAUUAUUAUUGUCAUGAGAUAUUUUG
Messenger RNA from Malus domestica (apple), 2368 nucleotides. Its product is annotated as transcription termination factor MTERF6, chloroplastic/mitochondrial-like. The record is from RefSeq and is a predicted model, not a curated record. Gene Ontology annotation, molecular function: double-stranded DNA binding. Gene Ontology annotation, biological process: regulation of DNA-templated transcription. Lineage: Eukaryota; Viridiplantae; Streptophyta; Magnoliopsida; Rosales; Rosaceae.